UUUGUGCAUUGGAGCGACGUAUCGUUGAAUUUAGGCAGGAAGACAAGAUCAAACAAUUGGAAGUACAUGGAUUUGUUUGAAGGAACCUAGACCUCCACAAUGAAAUAUUUUAUAACGAGCUUGUGGUAAUCUCAGAUAUUAGCCACACUUUCCAGGCCUCUAGCCCCUGUCAUCUUCUUUACAGUUCAGAAAGCACGCUGAGGAGGACUGAAAUGGACAGCUUCCGCCAGGAGAAAGUACAGAGAUAUGAGGAAUUUGUUGACAAACGCUUGAAACCAGAUCUUGUUCGGGCUAUCGCCGAACGGGACAAAGUCUUUGAACAACAGAAAACUUUCUCAGAUUUGCGAAAGAACAUAGAGAAUCUGGAGAAAAAUAGCGUAACCAGUCUUAGGACAAUGGUCAAUCUUGGCUCUGAAGUAUACAUGCAAGCUGACGUGCCAGAUACACGGCACAUAUUUGUGGAUAUUGGACUUGGAUUCCAUGUGGAGUUCACCUGGUCUGAAGCUUUAAAUUUCAUAUCACUGAGGGAAGAAAAGUUAGCUAGGCAAAUAGAGGAGUAUACUCGCUUAAUUGCAUCUAUUAAAGCCCAUAUAAAGCUGGUUUGUGAAGGGAUUCGGGAGCUGCUUCAACUUCCCGCAGAUGGGUCUUUACAAGGGCCCGUUUUUUAACAGUUGACGUGAAUGUGUAUACCUUGGUUACUUUUGUUACAUAAACUCAUUUUAUGAAUAAAAAACAGAAAGCAAGGAAGUGAAAACAGAUAAUUAUUUGUCAAUGCAACAUGUUGGUUCAGUAGUUAA
This is a messenger RNA of Carya illinoinensis, 797 nucleotides long. RefSeq names its product protein UXT homolog. Gene Ontology annotation, molecular function: transcription corepressor activity. The transcript has 7 exons. Lineage: Eukaryota; Viridiplantae; Streptophyta; Magnoliopsida; Fagales; Juglandaceae. Gene Ontology annotation, biological process: positive regulation of transcription by RNA polymerase II; negative regulation of transcription by RNA polymerase II. Bases 213 to 668 code for a protein of 151 amino acids. The record is from RefSeq and is a predicted model, not a curated record. Gene Ontology annotation, cellular component: chromatin; mediator complex.